CCAAACAGUCUGGUCGUCGGUCUUUUGCACAACCAAGUUUCAGUUAUCUAUGAGACGUCGACGCGGUCGUGCAUAGGAACGCAAGGAAUCUUUUGAAUCUCUCGCUCUUUGUAUUGUAUUUGUCGUGCGUGUAUAUGUGAAUGUGUUUUUUGAAAGCCCCCUUAAAAAUAAACCCAAAGAAAUGUUGAAAGCAAAAAUAUUAUUAAGCUUGUCUUAAAAUAAACAACCAAAGGAAAUUUGUUGAUAUUACUUACUCUCGCUUGGCAAAAAGAAACAAAACAAGUGGCAGAGAAAGAGAGCCCGCGUAAAAUUUAUUUCUUAUUGCAAUUUUAAAGCAAACCCAACACAAUAAAAAGCUAGAAAACAAAACGCAAAAAACCCCAAUAACCACGAGCUUGAAAAACGGGCUUAAAAUUUUAAUCAUCUCGCCUUGCUUUGGGUCGUAUGUGCGUGCGUGUGUGAAUUUUUUUUUUCGUCUACGUCUACGUUAACGGUGUACGCGCGUGUGUGUAUAUGUAUGGCUGAGUAGCUCCAAUUGUUUCAAAAGUGUUAUUUGAUGUUUUUUGUUUCUUUUGUCUAACAACAACAAUACCAAGAGUCUUCUUGUAUUGAAUCUGGCUUUUUUUUUGUGUGUGCAUUGCCCACACCACAUCUCUCUUUAGAAAACCCCACAACAAAAGCCAAAAUGCGUGAUAAAGUUUAGUGUUUAACCGCAAAAAAAGAUAAAAAAAAAGAAACGAAAAAAAACCCAAUUUAACACAAAACAGAAAUUAAGAAAUCAGAAAUCAAUUAGCCAUUGAAAAAUAAAAACAAACUACAAUUAAAUUCUAUAAAGCAAGUUAAAAAAAAUCUAAAAAAUUUGGAUUCUGUGAAAUAAUCUCGACAUUACCCCCGCUUACUGUUUGACACUGCUCUUCUCGGUAAUCAUCUUCUUAUCAUAUAAAAUACGCGGAUUAUAUUUUGCGGUAAGACUGACCUUAGCAGCGUUUAUCCACUCCAUUGAAUAGUGUGGAUAAUCUGAAACCACAAAUGAUACGGUUUUUCGAUUGCCUGUCCAUUGUACUGAAAAUAUAAAAAGAAAAACAAGCCAUUUAUUUGAUUAAAUUUUCUAUUCAUUCAUCGAGUAAAAAGAGGAUUAACCUUCGCAUCUAGGCAGCUGAGCUGAGCUGCAUCAGUGCAUAACAUCUCCAACAAAGGAUUAUUUUUGAUUUCCAAAACACCAUAAUCAUCAUCAUCAUCAUCAUCACCAUCAGCAGUAUUCAGGCAAAGACUCCACAUAAAUAAACCAUCUGUGCAGCCAUUCAUCUAAGAUCUCUUCUCUUCAUUUCCUUUACGAUCUGAGAAUGGAUCUCAUAUUAUAAGUUGGAAUUUUCCAUUGUUGCUGGCUGUGAAUGCACGUGUCUCUCAUUGUCAGUUGGAAACCGAAAGCGGAGAACUUCUUCAUUGAUACUCUGUAGGAAUAUCAACAUCAGCAUUAUCACAUCACAUCCAACCGGGGAAGCCCAUUAAUUAUUAACAAUCAUUUAAUCAAGAUUGCAAUAAAAAUACAUUUUUAUACGCCAUCCACCUUUAGGUGGUAGAGAUAACAAACAUUGCCAAGAAAAUGAAUCUCAAAUCGAGCAGGCGUUCAAGAACGCCCACGCCCAAUAACGCCCAUAACAAAAUGCCAACCUUUAAAGGCUUCAGCACCACCUCGCUGUUCAUCAUACUCUGCUGUUUUAUUAGCACACAUUUGCCUAUGGCCAGCACAGCUAAUCCAUCGGCUAGUAAAUUACGUGAGGAUUGCAUGGAACUAUCGGUAAAAUCCAAAUGUGAAUGCAUACCCAUGCUAACGGAUUUACAAAUCGAAUGUCCGGUCAAUGAUCCGAAAAUUACCAUAAAAAUUCGACCUGGUGAUCAUGUAAUGAUUGAAUGCUAUAACAUUAAUUAUCGCGAUUAUAGGCUAAUGCCCAACAUGACCAUAGGCAAUACAACGCAAGUGCAAAUUCAAGGAUGUCCUUUGCCAGGAUAUUUACCCAUUGCUAGCAUACCCCAACAAUUGGGAGUGACCAGAUAUACCACCCUAUUAUUUGAUAACAACAAUGAUUUGGGCACCAACAUAACCAAAGAACAUUUGAGUGGCCUUCAUGGCCUGGGUAGACUACGCUUUAGUUCAUCUCGCCUGCUGCAUAUGCCUUCGGAUUUAUUUUCGGACACAUCAUUGCGCAACAUCACUUGGAUAGAUUUACGUUCGAAUAAUGUUGAACUGCCGGUGGAUAUAUUUGCCAAAUUGGAAAAUUUGAUAUUCAUUGAAUUGGGCUAUAAUCAUUUGAAAAACCUGCCCAUUGGCAUAUUUCGCAACCAAAAGAAACUUCAAGUCUUGAAUUUGUGGAGUAAUGAGCUGCAGAAUCUCACCAAGGAGACCUUUGCCGGUAUACCCUCACUGACCGAAUUGGAUUUGAGCAAUAAUGGCAUCGAAACCUUCCCUGAGGAUAUUUUUGAAUACUUGCCCAAUCUGAGCACCAUUAGUUUGAAUAAAAAUCGUUUCCAUUCUUUGCCGGAGGGGCUUUUCAAGAGUAACAAACAUUUGAAGUUGAUAAGAUUGACCAAUAAUCGUGUCCCUUUGAGAAGUUUGCCCAGAGGAUUUUUCGCCAAUCUUCCCCACUUAAAGGAGAUACGCUUAACCACCGAUUUGGAAUCGGUUCCUGGGGAUUUAUUUGCCAAUUCUACCGGUUUGGAGACAGUGCUGAUAACGGAUAACAAAUUGGGCACUUUGCCCGAGGAGUUAUUCGAAAGUCAAUUAAAUUUGAUACAUUUGGAGCUGUCCUACAAUGAAUUGACCAACUUGCCAGAUCAUCUGUUUCAUAAUACACGAAAUUUAACUUCUUUGAAAUUGGAUCACAAUCAAUUGACGGAGAUUUCAAGCGACCUCUUUGCCUCACUGACCAAAUUGAAAACCCUUGAUGCCAGCAACAAUCGACUGACCACCAUCGAUCCCCAGGCAUUUGCCUAUGCUCAAAGUAUUGAGGAUAUCAAUUUCGAAAAUAAUCAUCUGAGUUUGGGUGAAUCCUACAGCCAAAUGUUGGAGGAUGGUCUGGGCGCCUAUCAAAGAGGUUCACCCUUUCAGCAUUGCAUGAGUCUGAAGCGCUUGAAUUUAAAGAACAAUUCAGUGAUGUACAUACCACAAGAUUGGAAGUUUCAACUUUUGAAUUUACAAGAAUUGGAUUUAAGCUACAACAAUAUCACCACCCUGUCCGAGGAUGAUUUGCAGUUCUUGACGCGCUCUGAUCUACACUUGAAUUUGACUCACAAUCAGUUGAGAAUGAUCAACUUUCAAAACAUUGAGCUGAGUGCAGAGACCAAGUUGAAUAAGGUAAAAAUGGAUCUCAACGACAACCCGGUGCAAUGUGAUUGUGUGCUCCUGAGUUUUGUGCAAUUCCUAAGGGGUGAGCGGGGCCAAGCUUUGAAACAAUCCGUCAUAUUGAACACCCGAAAUCUUAGGUGCAGUACACCCGGAAACCUAAGAGGCAUGGAAGUGGAAAAGGUGAAACCCAUGGAGCUGUUGUGUCCCUUCGAUCAUGAGGAUACCAACCCGAAGCGCUGUCCCAAGGGUUGCCAAUGUUGGGUGCGUACUUUCGAUCGCAUUCUAAUGGUGAACUGUUCCAAUGGCAACCUGACCAAGGUUCCACCACUGCCUCGCAUUGAACAAUUCCAGUUGGCUGGCACCGAAUUGAAUGUGCAAAACAAUGAAUUGAUGAAAUUGCCUUUGGCCUCAACACCAGGCUAUGCGAGCGUGGUUAAGAUGUUUGCAGCAGGCAAUAACUUGACAGACAUAGAGGGCACUCAGCUUCCCUAUCAUUUGACCCAUUUGGAUGUGCGUUACAAUGCCUUGAAGUAUUUCAAUGAGAGUACCAUCAAUUUCUUGAAUGAGAGUAAAACUCUGGAAUCUGUAUACCUAUCGGGCAAUCCCUGGACCUGUGAUUGUGGGGCCAAGCCCUUGUUGAUGUAUGCCCAACGCAAAUAUGAUGCCAUCAGAGACUUUGGAGAGAUGACCUGUGCCAAUCUGGGGCCCACAACCAAAUAUAUCAGCGAAUUGUCCAUCACUGAUAUCUGCUCGGAGAGUGAACUUUAUAUAGCGGCCAGCAUAGCCAUUUCUGUGGUGGGUCUUUUAAUAGGCACUCUGGCUGCCCUGUACUACAAAUAUCAGAAGGAAAUCAAAAUAUGGCUAUAUGCCCACAAUAUGUUCAUGUGGUUUGUAACCGAAGAGGAAUUGGACAAGGAUAAGAAAUAUGAUGCCUUCAUUUCGUAUUCGCAUAAGGAUGAGCAAUUUAUUGCCGAAUAUUUGGUGCCUCAAUUGGAGAAUGGCACUCCACCGUUUAAGUUGUGUGUUCAUGUGCGCGACUGGCUGGUGGGUGAGUGCAUACCAGAUCAAAUAGUACGCUCCAUAGAGGAUUCGCGCAGGACCAUAGUGGUGUUAUCGCAACAUUUCAUAGACUCGGUGUGGGCCAAAAUGGAAUUCAAGACUGCACAUCAGGCCUCCCUUACCGAGGGCAGGGCGCGAGUGAUAGUCAUCAUAUAUGGGGAUAUAGGAAACAUAGACAAUUUGGAUUCGGAUCUGAAGGCCUAUUUGAAAAUGAACACCUAUCUGAAGUGGGGUGAUCCCUGGUUCUGGAGCAAAUUGCGUUAUGCCAUGCCUCAUCCGGUGAAUAAUGAUAUGAAGGGCUUGGUCAAGACACCUCUAAAGGGCUCCACAGAUGAUAAGCUGGAGCUGAUCAAACCCUCACCGGUGACCCCCACUCUGACCACACCCCCUGGAGAGGCCACCAAAAAUCCUUUGGUGGCCCAUCUCAAUGGAGUGGGAGCCACCCAGACGGCGGUUAUGUUUGCCAAUGGCAAAACUCCAGCCUACUACACCAACGGCAAGACAACGACGGCCGGCCAAAAUUGCCACAUCAAUGGAGCUUUCAUCAUUAACACCAAUGCCAAGCAGAGUGAUGUAUAGAAUUGGGAGAAGGCGGAAAUGUUUCAAUUUGAUGAUGUACUAUACCGAUGAAACAUUUGAAGCGCAGCAACUCUUAACUAAGCAAAACCACAAAUCCAGAGAAACCAAAAUCCUUAGGCAUCAACAAGGAAGGUAACACCAGACCACCAUCCCUCCCAUGGACAAAGGAAACAAAAAUAAGAACACAAACACACAACAUAUGUAUGUAUUAAAAAGGACUGAAGUGCUUGGAAAAGCUUCAUUUAGCAAACACACUCUUAAAUUAUGUUGGACAAGUUUUUUGGUUUAAAAAAAGCUUUUCAAAAUUUAAAAAAAAAAUCAUUUAAAGGCAAUUUGCAUAAUUCAUAGAAAACACAACUAUUGGAAAAAAAAGCUUUUAAAAGCUUUUGAAAGCCUUGGAAAGCUUUCUACAUAUUUUGUUUAAAUUUUAUCAUAGGGAAUGAAUAUAAAGACUUCUCAAUUCAAAUAUUGAGUUAUUGGACAAA
Molecule: messenger RNA, 5466 nt
Organism: Stomoxys calcitrans (stable fly)
Lineage: Eukaryota; Metazoa; Arthropoda; Insecta; Diptera; Muscidae
Gene: Tl
Product: protein toll
Exons: 7
Coding region: 1604-4981 (1125 amino acids)
Biological process (GO): toll-like receptor signaling pathway; immune response
Cellular component (GO): membrane
Molecular function (GO): transmembrane signaling receptor activity; protein binding
Source: RefSeq, a predicted model, not a curated record